Molecule: messenger RNA, 6024 nt
Organism: Ylistrum balloti
Lineage: Eukaryota; Metazoa; Mollusca; Bivalvia; Pectinida; Pectinidae
Exons: 25
Coding region: 1-6024 (2007 amino acids)
Biological process (GO): G protein-coupled receptor signaling pathway
Cellular component (GO): membrane
Molecular function (GO): protein binding; G protein-coupled receptor activity
Source: RefSeq, a predicted model, not a curated record
AUGGCCUACAUCUUCAUGGUGCUGUUGGCGAUAAGGCUCCAAACAUGUAACCCGUACAUAAUCCCAAGCGGACAAGAAGCAGCGUCGCUUCAAAGUGCUUGGCCAUACGGCAACUAUGCCCUUCCAAUGUCAAGCUACGGUUGUCCGGAAGCGGGAGUUUAUCAGUGGGAGACUGGAUACAUCAAUCUUACCUUAAACAAAAACGCCAAAGCUCAAGCAUGGAAUGACGAUGACCUGAUGACCUUUGAACCCUAUCUGAUGGGGCCUUACCACACCCAUUCGUUCCAGUGGAACUUCUGUGUAAGACGGAAAAGUUCUGACCCUUGGAUCAAAAACAGACCGAAUUGGCCGGCUGGGCACUACUGCAUAUAUAGAGCCGGAGAUCAAUGUCCAGCAGGAUUUUCACAAGGCUCUAUUACAAUGACCGGCUACCAUUUUCGGGACUCCGACAUGAGCGGUACAUUGCCAUCAAUGGAAGUCGGAAAUAGUAGUGAACUGACGUUGUUUCAUUGCUGUCGAUCAGAUUCUGUCGGUGAAACUGAUAUAAUGCUUCCCAACUCCUUUCCCUUCUUUCUUCUAUCUAGUCAAGACCAACCUAUGUGUCAAAAUAUUGCCGGAAUGGUCAGUAAAAUGGAUUUCUUCAAUAUGAGCGACUCAUCGAAUGAGUGGACUUAUUCUGGCAGCCAUAGCUACGUCGAUAGGAGUACCCAUGAGCACGUCCAGCUCUACUACUGUCACUACAUCCCAAAACAUGACAAAUCUACCUUGGAGACUAUAGGUGAACGAAAGCCGCUGUUUACUCAUUUCUUCCUGAAGGAAUUUGAUCCUUUCAAUGCUGUGGAUGGUAUUUUCGCCUGGCAUCCUGUAAAUUUCCGAUUGGUUGGUACAUAUGUAAGCAAGAACCAAUGGGAUUUCAUCAACUACGGUGCUUUGAGAUGUGAUGAUAUCCGUUACCCUAAUGGUUCCAUGAGGUUUGUAUUCGAGUGUCGCAGACCUAUCAUUGGCCAGUACGUCACCAUCAGGAACUUCGACACAACUGAUCCAGUGUACAAUUAUGGAAAGUUCUUUGUUUUAUCUAUCAACGAAAUUCGAGUUAUCGGGAAACAUAUUCCAUGCGGUAAACGUCUCGGGAUGAUGUCAGGUGACAUAUUCGACUAUCAGUUAGAAGUGUCCUCUAAAUCAUCGCUCGACACUCAUAUAAACGACGGUCGACUUGGAACUGUAGGGAAAGGAUGGUGUCCCCACCCAUCAGACAUGGACCCAUGGUUCAUGGUGGACUUGAUCGUACCAAUGGUCGUACAGGGGAUUUUGGUCCAGGGCUGGGACGAGGGGGCGACAAGGGUCCUUGUCAGCGAUUUUCUGUUGGCGUAUGGCAUCAACCGAAACAACAUGUCUUUUUAUCAGGAUCCGCAUGAUGUUACCAGAGUUUUUCGAACAUUGAAUUAUUUGAAAAGUACAGCUAUUCAACGGUUCAUCCUAAAAGAAGAAAUUUUUGCUCGUUUUCUUAAAAUACAACCCAUCAAAAAGGAAUGGAACCAAAAAUGUCUAAAGCUGGAGUUCAUUGGUUGUCCGAAACGAAUUACCAGAGACAUCCGUUGCCGUCCCGGGACCUUGGACUAUGGUUUCGAGGAACAACAAUAUCAUUCAUGGUGGUUAGACCAAACAGGACGACUUGACAAGGUAUUUUUUAGAAACGUAACCGCCGAACAAUGUCGAGAGCUGGCGAGUAAAGGCGAGUAUAUUAGCUAUAGCUCAACACGUCAAGGCACGCGUCGUCAGGAAUGUAUCAUUCACGAAGGUCAUCGCUACGAGACAGAAUGGGGAGGCGCAUGGCUCACUAACAUGGCCGACUUCUACUUUGCGGGACAGCGACUUUGUCUUGAAAAGCACGGAGGUUGCGGAAUGGAUUCAGGACAUUGCUUUCAGACAUGCACCUCCCCAACAGGUUAUAUUGCAACUGAGGGCUACCCAGCAGGUAUCUUUCAAACAGAAGCAUGUACCUGGAAGAUCGAAGGAACCUUUGGACAAUUUGUCAGUCUGGAUAUCAUAGAGCUGGAUAUCUCAUUGAAUGGGUCGUGCGUGGGAACCUUUGUCUCUGUGUAUGAUGUAUCUCUGAACAAUCAACUCACCUUGAUGGCAUCAAUGUGCAAGUAUAACAGAACCUACGACACUUUCACAUCAGGCUGGCAUAGAAUGCAAGUAGAAUUUCGAACAUUUGGCGGAAACGGAAAUGGGUUUCUUGGUUUUUAUCGUCUUCUUGAAUUCACACAAGGGUCUUUUCCGGAAAUACGUAGUCAUGGUUGCCCUGAUGACAACUGGCAGAACUUUGGAGGCAGUUGUUACAUAUUUGAAAGAGUGUCACAUAAUAACACUGAUGCUGUUACUACUUGGCUUGAUGCUCGCAAACGAUGUCAGACGUACCCAGGUGGUCAUUUAGUUAGUAUCAAUAGCAAGGACGAGAUGGCUUUCCUCCACUUCAUGAUGACGAAAAUGUGGAUAGCAUCAUCGACAAGCGAUGUCUACAUAGGUUUUGUGAUAAGAUCGCGAAUGCAGCCUAGAAGUUUGUCAGAUAGUAACCAAACAAAGGAAACGGUCUUCACGUGCCAGAAUGGAGAAAUGAUAGCCAGGGCCUAUGUGUGUGAUAAACGGAGGGACUGUACUGACAACAGUGACGAAGAAUUCGAUUGUGAUUACUGCUCCUCCACACAGUACCAGUGUGCUGAUGGUGUUACGUGUAUAUCGAUCGGUCGGUACUGUGACUUCCGAAAGGACUGCCCGGAUAACUCAGACGAGGCCGAUUGUGUACGUAUCGAGUGUUCUGACCAGCAGAUGACGUGUAGAAACCAACAGUGUAUCCCAAGGAACUUCCGCUGUGAUAUGAAGCGUGAUUGUAUGGAUGGAUCCGACGAAGAAAAUUGUGAGGAAUGUGGAGAAAACCACUUCCGGUGUUAUGACCAAUCGUGUAUGCGCAAGUCUAGAGUUUGUGAUGGCCAAAUUGACUGUGGUGGAUUAUUUCAUGAAGAUGAGGAUCAAGCUUGCGAACAGAAUACUCAACGUUCUUGUGCAGAAUGGUGGUAUCUUGGAAUGCGAAAGGACGGAGAAUAUCUUACCACACUGGGCACUGACCAUGCUUUACCUGUUAAUUGCAAAUUCCUUAAAAGGAAUGGGAAGAACUUGGUCCAGACAGUCAUCCAUCACCCCUAUGAGGAACCAAUUACAGUUACACAGGGAAAGACCCUUAACCAACAUAUAGCAUACACAUUACCAAACCACAUGAUAGAAAAACUGAAGGACGAAAAUGUCUGUUAUCAAACCAUCAGUAUGAAGUGUCAUUUCACGAUACUUCAGUCAACUUCGUGGCAAGGAGGAUUCUCAAAUGAGACUGAAGUAUUUUCUUUGACGACAACGGACACUGCAUGUUCCUGUCCCAUGUUUUUCAAUUGCAAUAGGAAUCAGACAAGAUGCAACUGUUCUACGAGCGCGUAUGACUGGUACACCGCCUCAACAACGGAGGUACGACAUGAUUUCGGCACUAUUGACGAUGAGCGUUACCUGCCAGUGUUGCAGAUAGCCGCGUCAGUACAGGCAGGUCAACAGCGGUACCUCGUACUCCAAGUCGGUCCGCUCAUCUGUGAGAAUGAUGAUGAAGUGCAAACUGAACGAUACCUGUGUCGAAGUAGGAUCUCGAUUAAUUACACGUACAGAUGCUUGCGAGAUUACGACGAGUAUGGAGAGUUGAAAGGUUGCAAAGACCUCUCUCAUCUGGACGACUGUGAAAACUUCGUUUGUCCACCGGAUUACGUUAAAUGUCCGGGGCGCUACUGCAUACCGAUCAGGCUCAUGUGUGACGGAACUGACCACUGUCCAGAGGGUCAAGACGAACACUUUUGUAACCAAAGUUGUCCUGGGCUGUACCGCUGUCAUUCAAGCGACGUCUGUAUCCCAAGGAGUUCCGUUUGUGACGGACUGCAACAGUGUCCGAACGGGGACGAUGAGGCGCAUUGCUACAAUAAAUGUCCCAAUACGUGCUUGUGCACUGACUAUACGGUCACGUGUCGACGUUUUUCAUCUUCCGGUAGUACCAUAGAUUUUCAUCCAGAAACCAGAAAGUUAAUCUUUGUUCUUUCGGAUUUCUCUGUACUUUUACCCGAGUUCGACUUACCUUUGCUUGGAGAGCUAAACUUGUCCAAUUCUGGAAUAAGUCAGUUAAGGUCGAGGAACUUUCUCCUUCUGAAAAAUUUGUAUAGUCUAGAUCUUAGCUACAACAAAAUAAGUCAAAUAGUUGCCUCUGUGUUCGAAGGUCUGACCAAUCUAAAGCUUCUAAACCUGGAGGGUAACACACAACUGCAGCAUGUGUACGAAAACGGGUUUUUCGGUUUGUCGAAAUUGCCAGAAGUUGUUAUAUCAUACACAAGUAUCAUGACUCUACCAACUGGGACAUUCAAAGGAUUAGACUCGAUACAGGUUUUACAUGUUACAGACAAUCGUCUCACUAAGGUAGAGGACGACGCAUUUGCCUCUUUGUCAUCUCUGUCUGUAUUAGAUAUAAGAGGCAAUGCGAUAAAGGAAUUUUCAGACGGCAUAUUUAGAGGUUUGUCGAACUUGACCAAGUUAUACACAGAUGCAUACAUGUUUUGUUGCCUCAAACCCGAGAAAGUCACAGAAGCGAACUGUUUUCCUUACCAAGACGAGUUUUCUUCGUGUGACGACUUGAUGAGAGAAGACACGCUGAGAGCUUUCCUUUGGAUUAUAGGACUUAGUGCUUUUGUCGGAAAUAUUUGUGUGGUAUUAUAUAAAUGUAUGGUCGACCAACAAACCCUGAAGAAGGCGCAUGGCAUCUUUAUCACCAACCUUGGCAUUUCAGACUUCUGUAUGGGUGUAUACAUGCUCAUCAUAGCUUCUGCCGACUCUGCAUUCAGAGGUCGAUAUGUCUGGAAUGAUCUCGCGUGGCGCAAUGGAAAUACUUGUAAGUUUGCAGGAGUUCUUGCGACGGUUUCAAGUGAGGCAUCCGUGAUUUUUCUGCUUCUUAUAACCAUUGAUCGUUUUGUGACGAUAAAGUUUCCUUUCGGUCAGGUUCAGAUCGGUCCAAAGAAAGCUAAAUGGGCUUGCCUUGGUGUGUGGGUCUUCGCUAUGUCAGUGGCCGUUGUACCUCUUGUUGCUACGAGUUAUUUCAAGGGAAGUUUCUAUUCCCGAUCAGCAGUAUGUCUGGCUCUUCCUCUGACAAGGGAUAGGCCCCCUGGUUGGGAGUUCGGUACAGUCCUGUUCAUUUUCCUCAACUUCUUCGUAUUUGUUGGAAUUGCUAUCGGUCAGAUCUGCAUCUACAACGAAAUUUCCUCCGAUGACAAAUUACUGAAAUCCCAGCGCCAUUUCCAGGACGCAGCGAUUGCCCGGAGCUUAUUUCUGGUGGUGUUUUCUGACUUCCUCUGCUGGUUUCCUGUGGGUGUUAUGGGUCUUAUGGCGCUGUCAGGCAGAAUGAUCCCAGGUUCUACAUAUGCGUGGACGGCUGUUUUUAUCUUGCCUAUCAACUCAGCCCUCAACCCAAUCAUAUACACUUUCACGGGCAUAUUAAAGAAAAAGAAAUACCAAGGAAUGAAUUUCGGACGGAGUGUGAAGAAAACAGCGUAUGAUACCAAUGCUUGGAGAAUCUGGACGUCCCUAUGUCAAAAAGAGACGUUUAUGUUAGGGAACCAUCCUACCAUCUACACACCACUCGCAGAGGUAAUGACGAAGGAAAGGCCUAGCGUGCGCGGGAUUUACAAGGUGGUCCUCGAGAUAAUACGUGGUGUGACAUUUCUACACGACAACGACUUGGUCAACGGACGUCUUAGUGACGACAAUGUGUUGUUGAAAGUCCAAAAUAAGAGAAUCACGAAGGUUGUCGUUCGCUUACAAUUAGCUGUCCAGGAGGUUGAGAAACCCGACGACAUAAGCGACGUUGGGAAGCUCACUAUUAGAUUGCUGAAGUGGUAUCAGAAACAGAUCGGCAAGUCAAAGACAAAGCUGUCGAGACGUGGAGCCAUGUAG